GUAGGUCGCACAGUGGUGAUUCUAAACAUACGUAACUCUCUCUCUUUCUUUCUUUCUCUCUCUCUCUCUUUCUCUGAAACAUUACGUAUUAGAGAGAACAUCUUGGCAAAAAAAUAGAAAGACAAAAGCCAGUCAGAACUAACACUGGUGGUCAGCUACUAGUCGACAGUUUCCGCUUUUCUACCAGCGCGAGUUCCGAUUGGCUUCUGUUUUCUGCUCUUCUGCUAAGGUAGGAAUUUCCUCCCUUACACGUCCAUCGACACUUCCUAUUCUCGACUGUUCCAGUUAUCGAAUAGAACACGCGUUGGACAUGAGCGGGACGGUGCCGUCCGCAUUGAGCGAAACAAACGCGAUCCGUAGGAAAAUAAUAGGCGCUGUAUAUAUCCACCAAAGAGCCAACAAGUUUUUCCAGUAUCUGACGUCUACAUUCUCCUCAUCCUACUUCGUUCUAACUGGUUGCGGCGUAGCUUCCUUGAGUCUCAACUUAUUUCGCCUCUCUCAAAUUAUCUUGCUAACCGAGCAAAAGGAAAGCAUUAUACCGUAUAUGGUAUUCAUAUUGAGCCAUUUUUACUAUAUGUUCAUAUGCAAUUACAUGGGACAAAAGAUAAUAGAUCACAGUACCGAAAUCUCUGUGAAAACGUGAGUAUCAUGAACGAAACAAGCGCGAAUCACGAGCGGUCCGCUCACGCGAGCAUUAUGUGUGUGUCUAAUAUAAAUAUCAAUAUAAGUCAGCUAACUUUUUGUACUUGGCUACUUGGUACUCAAAUUAUUCGGAUAUUCAGACAGGAUGUCCGGUAACUGAUCGAACAACCACCGUGUACGAGUAGAACGGGUCAAAAUAAUCAUAAAAGUUAUAUAUCAUUUUGAAAUUUUCUCAAUAUUUAUUCC
Odontomachus brunneus is the source of this 888-nucleotide messenger RNA. RefSeq lists its product as uncharacterized. Gene Ontology annotation, cellular component: membrane. The transcript has 3 exons. Lineage: Eukaryota; Metazoa; Arthropoda; Insecta; Hymenoptera; Formicidae. Gene Ontology annotation, biological process: sensory perception of smell. The coding region runs from base 311 to 643 and encodes 110 amino acids. The record is from RefSeq and is a predicted model, not a curated record. Gene Ontology annotation, molecular function: olfactory receptor activity; odorant binding.